This is a messenger RNA of Paracoccidioides lutzii Pb01, 294 nucleotides long. RefSeq lists its product as hypothetical. The coding region runs from base 1 to 294 and encodes 97 amino acids. The record is from RefSeq and is a predicted model, not a curated record. The transcript has 2 exons.
AUGGCGUCCGUCCGGGUCAAUCGUUCAAAGAUUCGAGCCGAGCGUUCAGCAAUUCGCUGCCCAUUCCCAAGCCAUGUGUGGAGUUCCUGGGACUUCCAGGAACGAGGAGAUCCGUGGUAUGAUUCCGAUGACUGCCGGGGGAGACAGAAAACUAACAACCCCCACAAAAGGGGCCCCGGAGUACAAGAACACGCGCUGCAGCACACAUCGUCGAGAGGGACACUGGAUGCCGAGUGGGGGAGCAACCCCGACUUCUCCGGAAGCGCCAUCGAGUGUUGCGUUGACCAGCAUUGA